UCGAGUCAAACCACACUCAAGAAAUGGCAUCCCCGAAGGCUUUAAGAGAGUGGUGCCGCGUCACAUGCGGCAAUUACCCCAAUGUGGAGAUAAAGAACAUGUCCACCUCAUUCAGAGAUGGACUUGCAUUUUGCGCCAUCAUCCACAAACACCGACCAGACUUGAUAGAUUUCAGCUCCCUCUCCAAAGAUAAUGUUUAUCAAAAUAACAAACUGGCAUUUGAAGUUGCAGAGACAAAGCUGGGCAUCCCUGCUUUGCUCGACCCACAGGACAUGGUUUCCACUAAGGUGCCUGAUACUUUGAGCAUCAUCACCUAUCUUUUCCAGUACUACUAUUUCUUCAGCAGGAAGUCCGAUGCAGGUCUUGCCAGUUUGAGGUCAUCACACGUCACUGUCUUAGAUAGUCUCACAAAGAAUAUAGCGACUGAUGGUCUGAAACUCCUGAAGGUAACCGCUCACUAUCAUUCAUCGAGCAGAAGACCCCACACAGUGUGUCAUUUGUGUUUCAAACCUGUCCACCUUAUUCAGAGACAUCUGGUUAAUGGGAAGGUCUACCAUCGCAGCUGUUUCAGAUGCAAAGUGUGCCACAGCUCUCUUUUACCAGAGUCUUACACACAGGGGAGGGAUGCUGCCUCCUUGAUCUGCUCUCACCAUACUCCUGUUGACCUGCAUCAAUGUAUUGGAUCUACAGAUAAUUCACCCAAAUAUAAGUUUGAUGCAGGAUAUUUAUCUCUGAGUGGAUUGGCUAUCACUACCGUCCCUCAUUACCCUGAGAAAACCCAUGACAGGCUGAUUCAUAGGACGGUGGAGACAGAGUGGAGAGAAAAAGAGGAGAGGAGCAGAGAGGUGGAGGACGGUAAAAACAGAGAUUCACAGGUUGUACUUAAGAGCCCGGUAAAGCCAGCACGUCCUAAUCCUCCCCCACCUAGAGGUAAACACAACACAGAGGACGGAGCUGGAAAAACGGGACCUACGUCUAUUCUGGCAGAAGAACAGCAGGAAGUGACAAAGACUAAAGAGCCCUCUGAGCUCCCUACAGCGUGCGAACAAGUGACAGAGGGAAGUAGUCCUCCGGUUGCUGCACCCAGACACAUGUCGGACUCUUCUUCUGCCCCUGUUCCUGCACCCAGGACCAAAACAUUGCAGACGACCAGCACCGGCAGCUCCCCUACUGCAGGCAAUUCAUCCAGUCCUAGUAAAUCUUCACCUAUUUCAUCUCAUGUCACCAGCCCAACUAGUUGUAACCCUGUAGUGAAAAGCAAUCAUCCCUGGAUGGGCAUCGUCCAUCCUGGCCCCUGGACACAGCUGCCUCCCGCUCCAGCUCCGGUACCUUCUCCUCGAUCCAAAUCUGUCUGUAACCAGCAGGGGUUGUGGUACCGACCCAAACUCCCUCCUCCCAAUCCAUUUGAAGAGGAGACGGAUGAGGAUGCUCAUGAAGAGGCUGUAGAUCAAUCUAAGCCAUCGGAGACAGAUGGCCAAUCAGAGAGUGGUGAUAAUCUGGCAAAUGUAUCACUGAACACUGAUGCUUCCGUUAGCUCAAAUGAUGCUGAAAAUACUGCUUAUAAAUCUACACCUGAUGAUAAUGUGAUGGAUAAAGUCAUUCCACAAGAGGCACCAGAUCUCAAAGAUGCUGGUGGAGGUGGAGUAAGUGACAGAGCAGAGGAGGGGGACUCCAGAGGCUCCUCACCAGAGCCGAAUACCACUCCAGAGGGAGCGAAGUGUCACAUUUUCCCCAGGAGCCUUUCUGUGCCCGCUAUCACAUCUGCUGACUCUCAAAGUCCUUCCAUGCCUUCUGAGCUGACAGAGGGGAAUGAAUCUGUCACAUCAUCUCAUAGUAAGGUCUGCAAAGAGAAUCCUUUUGAUCGAAAACCUGCAAUGUCUAGGUCAAAGACUUUUCAGGGAAUCUCAUCUAGACGUGCUCCUGCCCCUGGUCAUGGCUUCCCACUCAUCAAAAGGAAGGUGCAGACAGACCAAUAUGUUUCUACAGAGGACCUGCAGGUGGAGAUGGGACAGCUGGAUAAACAUCUGGAGGCGCUGGAACAGAAAGGAGUUGAACUGGAGAGGAAUCUGAGAGACUGCAAGAAUGGUGAGUCAAAUAGUUUCUACAAAGAGGAAGAACAGAUGCUGAUGGACUGGUUCGCUCUCAUCCAUGAGAGACAUAACCUGGUGCGCAGAGAUACAGAACUGGUUUAUCUGACAAAGCAGCAGAGGUUAGAGGAGAGACAGGCAGAUGUGGAGUAUGAGCUGAGAUGUCUCCUUAAUAAACCAGAGAGCGAUUGGAGUGAGGAGGAUCGAAGUCAAGAACAGCAGCUGAUGGGCGAGCUGGUCUCUGUCAUCGAACAGAGGAACCAGAUCAUCAGCAGCUUGGAUCAGGACAGGCAGAGGGAAAGAGAAGAAGAUGAGCAUUGGGAAGUCAUGAUAAAGAACAAAGACCUCCAGAAAGAUGGACUGAAAGAGAUAAAGAAGUCAAAAGGAAAGUUCAAGCCCACAAAAGUGUUUAAGAUGCUGAACCACAAAGCAUCGAGCAGCAGAGAGUCCAUGGAGAAAAAGAGCUGAAGUAUUAUGACUGAGGACUCUAGAAGAUACACACAUAGAUACAAAGACUCACACGGAUAACAAACUCAGUUACACAUCUGUUUGAUAAAAGUGUUUUACCACAGAAGAUGAUCUUAAUAUGAGCUAUAAGUUAAUAAUAUGAGUUUAUGUUCAUGUUGAAGAGUAACUCAAUAACAUAGACGAGUAUUUAGUGUAUUAAUGUAUUUUUUUUCUCCUGCACAUUUCCUUACUUGUUC
Messenger RNA from Scomber japonicus (chub mackerel), 2791 nucleotides. Its product is annotated as MICAL-like protein 1. Gene Ontology annotation, molecular function: protein binding. NCBI's taxonomy places the organism in Eukaryota, Metazoa, Chordata, Actinopteri, Scombriformes, Scombridae. The record is from RefSeq and is a predicted model, not a curated record. The coding region runs from base 24 to 2555 and encodes 843 amino acids. The transcript has 15 exons.